AUGAUAGAUUACAACGGAGAUGUUAUAGACGUGGAGGGAAACGACCUUCUAAUAAAUCACGCCGAUAGUAACGAGAAAGAUGGAAAAUAUAACGUCAGAUUGUUUAAACUAAAAUCCAAGAACGACAAGUCAAGGCAAUAUGAAAUAAACGACUCCAUGUCGUCCGAGGCCUUCUUGAAAGGGUAUCUACACAACAACUCCAAUUUGGUGAUGCUCUCAGAUGACACUUUUUCUCUCUACGAUUGUGAAAAAAAAAAAAAAAAUACGUUAAUAAAUUUAAAUGAUUGUGAACCAAGCGACUUUGUAUACUUUAAAAAAAACAUAAUUUUUAUACAAAAGAAUAAGUGUUCAUUAUUUCAAGCGAAGACAAAUGGCAAAUGUAGCAUUAUGCUAAAUUUGAAGGAGCCUCCCGUGAAGGUGAACUUUUGCUCUCAUAUGAAAAACAUUAUAUAUCUCAGUACCAAGAGUAGAGUAUACUUUUUAAAGCUUCUACAUUUGAAGGACAAAACGUUGAAACUGAGUAAUACUAACAUGAGCCUUCCUUCAAAAUCUCGACAAGAGGAAUAUGUAUAUCAUUCGCACAGAAAUGAACAUUCGCAAGGGAGGAACGAGUACAAGGAGGUUAUACACGUUUGUAGUUACUCCUAUAAGGAUGUCACUGUGUACAAAUUAGUGAAGGGACAAGUGAAGAAUAAGAAGAAGUGCCUCACGAAGCUCGAUAUAAGGAUGCUAAGUGAUGAGUUUAUAAAAGGGGUUUUCUUCUUCAAAGUCAAACAAUCUUCAAAGGGUUGCAAAUAUGGUGAGAAGUUGGCAGAGGGGGGGGAACAUCUUGCUACCUCCAAUGCAGGUGAUGAAGAAGUGAAUCCUGUGAAUGAUGUGAAUCAUGCCAACGAGGGAGAAAAUUCCCAUCAUGCUGUAGACUCCAAAGAAACCCUUGGAAUAGGUCAAAAUGGGGAGGUAGAAAUAGCCCAUGAAAAACACACAAGGAGCAUAUCCCCCGCGGAGGAAGAUGUUAUAAAGCUGUACCUACUUAUAUACAGCGAAAGUGGCAAAGUUCUGAUCUACCUCAUCGAUCACCUGAACAUGCCCGAUUUUAAGUUCGGUCUAGCACACGUAAACAAGUGCCCGUUAGCACACCUGGAACUUCCAUUCAAAGUAGCACAAAUAUACAAUGCAUCUGAUAAUCUUCUAAAGAGAGUAAUGAAACAAAAAUAUAUUAUAAAAAAAAAAAAAGAAAAUUCUUCGAAUUUUUCAAAAUAUAUGGAACAUAUGGAAAAUAAAUGCGCAUAUAUAAAUUGUAAUCUCUUCAUUGAUACAAUUUUUAUGAGUGAAAAAUCCGCUGUUAUUUAUACUAUACAAAUAUGUCAUAAUUUUUUAACAAUUCCAGAAGAUGGAAAAUCUGUGAUGCUGAAAGUGAUGAACACGAAUGAGAAAAUCGUGGCCAUUAAAGAUGUGGAGGAUAAUGAGGUGAAGAAAAAUUUGGUUCAUAAAAUUUUGAAUGAAUCUAAAUUUUCCUGCUAUUCUGAUAGCGACUCUUACAUUGACAGCGACAUCACGUGGAAUGACGACAGUGACAAAACGGAGAGUUGCGAUGAGGACAAGUCGGAUUACAGCGAGUGCGACGUAAGUGUGGACCAGGGCCAUGUCAAUAAUGCCACCGGCGAUGACGCAGUGAAGCAAGAUGUUCCCCUUCCAGGGGAAAGGACCAACUUAGUACAAAUGGUCUGCGAUCAGCCGAGUAAAAAUGAUUCAGAAGCUUAUGUCCCUGAGGGUGAGCACAACGAUGUGGAUGGCAACCAUGAUGGAAGUGAACUGCAUAAGGACACUUCCGCCCCUGAGGAAGAACCCUCUGAUGGAAGCAACCAUGAAACGGAUCAUCUCAAAGGGGGCGAGAAACACACCGCAAGGGAAACCUCCCAAGGGGCAGACGAAUUUGAAGUCACCACUAAUGUAUCAAGAAAUGAUGGAAGUGUGUCGAACUCGACGCGUGAAAAAAACGGGACGAACGCGUCGUGCAGUUCGACGCCUUCCCUAGGAGGAAGCGACAGUGUGCACGGCAGGGUGGAGGAGGAGGAACAAGCGGACGAAUUGGGAGAUGCAGGAAAAGUAAACGGAAUGAAUGAAGUGAAUGGACUGAACGGAAUGAACGGAAUGAACGAACUGAACGGAAUGAACGGAAUGAACGGAAUGAACGGAAUGAACGGAAUGAACGAACUGAACGAUGAUGUGGCCCAAGGGGGGGGUGAACAAAAGGAAGAGGAAGAGAAAAAAAGAAAAUUGAAAAAGGUGGAGGUUACAAAGGAAAAUUUUGCACAAGACGAAAAUGUUAAGAAGGUUAAAUUAGGAGACAAUUCAUUAGACGAGUUGACAUGUGAAGUGACAGAUGAUGUCCAGAGACGUAGCAGAACGAAGAAGACGGAGGAUUGCUUCAACGAUAUGGACAGCAAUUCCGAAAGUGAGAGGAAAAACAACGAUGAAAAAACUUUAGUUACCUCCAGUGAUAAAUUUCUAGCCUUGUCAUCCAUGAUAAAGUUAAAUAUAUCCCUAGGAAGAUACAAUACUAUAAUUAUGUUGGUUAAUGUAAAGGACAAGAGGUUGAUCAAAGAUACAGUUUCGAAUUUGGGAAAAAAAUAUUCCAUAAAAUUGUUAGAGGUUCUUUUGAAUUCUCUGGCGAGGAAUAGAUUUUUUCUAGGUACUUUUUUUUUCUGGAUUAAAGCCAUAUGUAAAGAGUAUAAAGACACGCUAAAGGGCAAGAAGCAUCGUAGAUUGGUAACCCAAAUAUCUCUCCUCGCGGAAAAUAAUUUGAAGAAUGAAUGUAUAAUAAAACAUGUUAUAAACAAAAUUGAUUUUACUGUCGAUCAUAUUAGAAGAAACCUAAUUUCAGACAAUGGUGAAAUUUUAAAUUAUCAAGAUGGAACCAUCAUGAAGUGA
Molecule: messenger RNA, 2931 nt
Organism: Plasmodium knowlesi strain H
Lineage: Eukaryota; Apicomplexa; Aconoidasida; Haemosporida; Plasmodiidae
Product: conserved Plasmodium protein, unknown function
Exons: 1
Coding region: 1-2931 (976 amino acids)
Source: RefSeq, a predicted model, not a curated record